Molecule: messenger RNA, 1342 nt
Organism: Limanda limanda (common dab)
Lineage: Eukaryota; Metazoa; Chordata; Actinopteri; Pleuronectiformes; Pleuronectidae
Gene: car15
Product: carbonic anhydrase 15
Exons: 9
Cellular component (GO): plasma membrane
Molecular function (GO): carbonate dehydratase activity; zinc ion binding
Source: RefSeq, a predicted model, not a curated record
AUGAGCCUGUUGAUCAGAAAAAAAGGCCACUAGACUGGUAAUGACACAGUCCAGCGAUCAGAAGGAGACGUCUGCACUGAUCCUCUCAGUCUACCUCAAGAUACUGUCUGCUCCUCCGGCUGCUCCUCCGGCUGCUCCUCCGGCUGCUCCUCCGGCUGCUCCUCUGGCUGCUCCUCUGUCUGCUCCUCUGUCUGCUCCUCCGGCUGCGGGACGAAGAUGUGGACCGCUGCUCUCCUCACGGUGCUGCUGUCCUCCGUGCACUCUGAUGACUACUGCUACAAUGAGCCACACUGUGAUCCUUACGCUUGGGGAGACAUGUUCCCGUCAUGUCACCCUCUACUUGAAGAGAACCACUCUCCCAUUAAUAUUAAUCUGGACCAGCACACCACCAGGAAUGUGUCUCUGGGGCCUUUACACCUGGAGGGCUUCGAUGAGACCCAGCCAGGCCACUGGACUCUGAAGAAUGACGGACACUCAGUCGUGCUGCAGGUCGGCGGUGGGAUGUCGGUGAGCGGUGGAGGUCUUCCAGAUGUGUACCACACCAUCCAGCUGCACUUCCACUGGGGCGGCCCGGCCUCGAACGGCUCGGAGCACACGCUGGACGGACGCAGAUUCCCCAUGGAGAUGCACAUAGUCAACAUGAAGUCCAUCCAUCCCAAUCUCACAGCGGCCCUGGAUGAUCCAACUGGACUGGCUGUGCUGGGAUUCUUCAUUGACGUUGCUUAUGCAGAGAAUGUGCACUUUGGACACAUUUCACAAAAACUGUCCUCAGUGGCUUACAAAGGCCAGACGAGCAGAGUCAGGCCGUUCCCGCUGACGAGCCUCCUGCCGAAGCACAACAUGACUCAGUAUUACCGCUAUUCCGGCAGCCUCACCACCCCCCCCUGCUCCCCGGUGGUCCUGUGGACUCUGUUCGAGGUCCCCAUCUUCAUCUCCUGGUCUCAACUGGCCCAGUUCACCUCUCAGAUCUUCUCCACGGAGGAGGAUGCAGAGCAGGUGACCCCCCUGCAGAACAACUUCAGACACCUGCACCCGACCUUCAGCCGAACCAUCUCCGCCUCCAGGGACGCCAGACUCCUGGUGGGGGGGGCCGGGCGUCCCCUCGGGUCCUCUGUGUCCCUGCAGCUGCUUCACAUGGUUCUACUGGGGGGUUUCCUCUCGGCUCUUUAGCUCUGCCUCAAAGUUCAAAUCACAAAAAAACGUGACAAGAAGGGAUUCACUUUUUUUUUCUGUGAUCAGAGAAACAUUUGAACCUGAGGUAGAGUUUACAGAUCUGUAGAGGUUGUCCAGCAAUGAAUACACAUACAAAAAACUGAGGAAAAGUACUGUUAUCACUUAACUU